UCUCUAUACAUUAUGUAUUUUAUGCUUCUGUUAUGUUUUUAGAAAACCUAUCGGCAAGAUAUCAUCUGAGGAACACAUGAAGCAAUUAGUUCACACCUCUGCUAAAAACCCAUAAGCCUGCACUGUCAUAACGAAAAAUGUCAUCAUGGAAUUUCAUCAUUCCUUGUAGUGUGUGAAUUUGUGUGUGUGUGUGUGUCAGUGUGGGUGGAUGUAGGUGACUGAGCACUUCGAAUACUGUAUAUAUAGGCCAGUUUAGUGUAUAUAGAGCAGCAAGUUUUUACAUGGUUUGUUUAUAAAGACCUGCUGGGCAUUCGGCUGCUCGUUAACUGCUGUCACUAUGGACUAUAAACUCAAUGGACUUCUAAGCCAAUGUGUAUUUCUCCUGAUGGUCCUGGAAAUUCAGUGGAGGCCAGUGUUUCCCGCUCCAACUCCAACCAGCUGUGUUGAUGACAAGACUAUUUCUCUUACAAAGCUACUGGAAUGCGAAACAAGCUGGCUACUGGGCGAAUAUAUUAAAUUUCAUGGACCCUUUAAAGCUUCAGUUCCAGACGAAGUACCUGAUUCCACAGUAGCUGGUGUCAGCGCCUCUGAGAAGUUGCAGAACAUCUACAUUAAGAAUAAGCUUUUUCAUUUCCACAUUAGUAAGGUAGAAGAAUAUCAGGAAAAAGAUCUGGGCAACCCUCAAUCUGUUAGGCAACCCCUGACAGCUGUCAAGGUCAGACUCUCCCACCUUUUAUAUAAAAUAGAGGUGCUCAUGGGCAGUGACCCAGAAAUCCUUUUGCCAACAACACCAGCCCUACCACAGUUGUCCCAGACACAUGACUUUGCAAAAAAAGUAUAUGGUUGGGGUGUCAUAGUCAGACUGAAGGACUGGCUUACCCAAGUGUCGCAGGUACUGGAAAAGGUGGAAAAGGAAGUCUGUGAAAGACAGCGGGGCAAAUCCUGAAAAGUCUGAGAAAGUUACCAUGACUUUUUCACUUGUAUCUGUGUCCGUUCUGGUAUAUUCUGUCAUGCUGCCAUUUUCUUACCCAAGCCAAGGUAAACUUGUCACCACCUUAUCUGCGUCUGGUCAUCCUGUUGGCUGUGCUUUAUGGAAAUCAGCAUGUUUGGAGUCAGUAGUCAAUUUUGUCAACCUUUGGCUGCAGAACCUGGUGGAAAAUCAGUGUAGUGUGUGCAACAUUAUAGCUACUCUAUCCAUACAGACCUGUUGGGUAUAUUUUAAUUUAGAAUCUUAUACCAGUUGUCAUUUGUGUCAUUUACAGUUUUUCUGACAUGACAUGACUUAAUGUGAAGCGUAUCUAUGACCAGCAGACUGAGACGUAGCUUAAUUUUGAAUUAUUUAUUGAAUAUGUUUAUUUAUUUAAACUAUUAUUAUUAUUAUUAUUAUUUUAUAAUUAUUGUGACAAUAGAACUUUAUUUGUAAAAUGAGGCACCCGUCUCUAAACAACACUCAUAAUACACUUAGUGGUCCAAUGUUUGAGUAACUCUGUUAUUUAUAAAUUAGGGAUUUAUUAAUUAGAUAACAAAACAUAUGUGUAAGUUGUGUUUCAUUUUUGUUAUUUAUUUUAUUGUGUGUAGAUUUAGGCCAUUCACUGGUCAGCAGUGGGAAAGUG
Molecule: messenger RNA, 1613 nt
Organism: Scatophagus argus
Lineage: Eukaryota; Metazoa; Chordata; Actinopteri; Scatophagidae
Exons: 3
Coding region: 338-946 (202 amino acids)
Biological process (GO): negative regulation of neuron apoptotic process; ciliary neurotrophic factor-mediated signaling pathway
Molecular function (GO): ciliary neurotrophic factor receptor binding
Source: RefSeq, a predicted model, not a curated record